This is a messenger RNA of Epinephelus lanceolatus (giant grouper), 2116 nucleotides long. RefSeq names its product solute carrier family 1 member 6 (gene slc1a6). Lineage: Eukaryota; Metazoa; Chordata; Actinopteri; Perciformes; Serranidae. Gene Ontology annotation, cellular component: plasma membrane. The record is from RefSeq and is a predicted model, not a curated record. Gene Ontology annotation, biological process: L-glutamate transmembrane transport. Gene Ontology annotation, molecular function: neutral L-amino acid transmembrane transporter activity; glutamate:sodium symporter activity; L-glutamate transmembrane transporter activity.
ACACAGGCUUCAUCGCUGUGGACGGGCAGCAGGUGGUUUAUCUUGUGUUUUUCCUCCUCUCUCGUGAAGGAUCCUUAACCUCUCCUCCUCCCACGCGGACCUCCCAGGCGCUCCGCUGCGCCGGAGGCUGCACGGACGCGCACAAGCUGCUUGAUAGUAAAAAACGGCAGAUACAGUGAGAGUGAAACUGAUGAGAGGAGAUACAGUGUGUGGGCAACAGCAGUUCAUUAUCAGCUGCGUGGUGGAGAGACAGGGAGAGAGAGCCACAUGACGGUGUGAGGAGCGUCUUGGACGGACAGAGCGUCUUCAGGAGGACAAGCAGCUGAAGGAGGAAGGAUCUGUCUCCUCAUGACGGCUUGACACAACUCAAGGCAGCGAACAGGUUUCCCACGAGACCUGCCUCCUGGACCAGGUGCUGGAGCUGAUUAUGAACGAGAAGCCCCCCACCAGUGCUAGUCUUUUCCUGAACGAGGACGCGGACAAACCCCCCCUGCCAGAGAGAGGAGACUUGAGGAGACGCAUACGCAGGGCCAUGGAGAAGAGAGCCAGCAGCAUGAAGGAGAGGAUGGGCUCCAUCAGUCGUGACAGCGUCAAAGGUUUCCUCAAGAGGAACCUGUUCGUUCUGUUCACUGUCGCCGCCGUGGCUGUGGGGGUAAUCCUGGGCUUUGCUCUACGCCCCCUCAACCUGUCCCUGAGGGAGAUCAAGUACUUUGCCUUUCCAGGGGAGCUGCUAAUGAGAAUGCUACAGAUGCUGGUGCUGCCUCUAAUCGUCUCUAGUCUGGUCACAGGUAUUUCCUCCUUGGACAGCAAAGCGUCAGGUAAGAUGGGUAUGCGCGCAGUGGUGUACUACAUGGUGACCACCCUGAUUGCCGUGUUCAUCGGCAUUGUCACGGUGAUAAUCAUCCGGCCGGGGAAAGGCAGCAGGGACAGUCCUGUGGCCAACAGCGGGAACAUAGAGCCGGUUCAAGCUACUGAUGCUUUCCUGGAUCUCAUCAGGAACAUGUUUCCUCCCAAUCUGGUAGAGGCUUGUUUCAAGCAGUAUAAAACUGUGUAUAAGAAGACUGUGCACAUAAGGAACGUGACAGUGGCCCUUAAUCUCACAGACUCUCUCAACGUGACAGAGUCUAACCUGAGCGUGAACCUCAGCAGGGUGCUGCACACCAUACAGGAGACAGUGGAGGAGACUGUCCCUGUGUCCGGCUCCUCCAACGGAGUGAACGCUCUGGGUUUGGUGGUUUUCUCCAUGUGCUUCGGUCUGGUCAUUGGCAACAUGAAGCAGCAGGGUCAGGCCCUCAGGGACUUCUUUGACUGCCUCAAUGAAGCCAUCAUGAGGCUGGUGUCCAUCAUCAUCUGGUAUGCUCCAGUUGGCAUCCUGUUCCUGAUUGCAGGGAAGAUUGUAGAAAUGAAGAACCUGGCAGAGGUGGGAGGCCAGCUGGGGAUGUACAUGGUGUCGGUCAUUGUGGGUCUCCUCAUCCACGGCCUCUUUGUCCUGCCGCUGCUUUACUUCAUGGUAACCAGGAGGAAUCCCUUCACCUUCAUCAGUGGCCUGCUGCAGGCGCUCAUCACUGCGCUGGGAACCUCAUCGAGCUCUGCCACCCUGCCCAUCACCUUCCGCUGCCUGGAGGAGAACAACCGUGUGGAUAAACGAGUGACACGUUUCGUCCUCCCUGUAGGUGCCACCAUCAACAUGGAUGGUACCGCCCUCUACGAGGCUGUGGCAGCCAUCUUUAUUGCUCAAGUCAAUGACAUGGACCUAAACUUUGGUCAGAUUCUCACCAUCAGUAUCACAGCAACUGCUGCCAGCAUCGGAGCAGCAGGCAUCCCUCAGGCUGGCCUGGUUACCAUGGUGAUCGUAUUGACAUCGGUGGGACUGCCCACAGAGGACAUUACACUGAUCAUCGCUGUGGAUUGGUUCUUGGACCGCUUGCGUACCACCACCAACGUGCUGGGUGACUCGCUCGGGGCUGGCAUUGUGGAAUACCUUUCUCGUGGAGAGCUGCAGAGUCAGGAUGCUGAGGUGCGCAACUCUGUAAUCGAGGAGAAUGAGAAGCCCUACCAGCUCAUCUGUCAGGAAAACGACACACACAACCACCGCAACAGUGAGACCACAAUGUGA